This is a messenger RNA of Venturia canescens, 1811 nucleotides long. Its product is annotated as aurora kinase C-like. The transcript is spliced from 5 exons. Gene Ontology annotation, biological process: protein phosphorylation; regulation of cytokinesis; mitotic spindle organization. Gene Ontology annotation, molecular function: ATP binding; protein kinase activity. Gene Ontology annotation, cellular component: spindle pole centrosome; kinetochore; spindle midzone. Bases 345 to 1553 code for a protein of 402 amino acids. Lineage: Eukaryota; Metazoa; Arthropoda; Insecta; Hymenoptera; Ichneumonidae. The record is from RefSeq and is a predicted model, not a curated record.
AGACUCGAAGUUCUUGGUGGCGUAAAAUUGUGCAUGAUCACCGGCUGAGAGAAAAUUCGUUAUAUUUGAAAUGUUGUAGCCAACCCCGUGAUAAAAACGAGUUUUUUUCCAAGUAGACUCUUCGAGAAAGUGGACCAUUGUAGAUGAACUGAAGAUUUAACAUCGAAAUAACUAAAAACUCUUUUCAUUUUGAGCAGUUUCUAUUUUUUCAUACAAGACUUCGGUCGGCUUGUAAAAUAUCGCUUCGACGACUACAUUGGAAGGCGCUUACGAGCGAGCUUGCUGGUGUUUACGUCCGCUUUUUUUUUGAAAAUUAACUCUGCUGGAGGAAUUUGACGGAUGAAAUGUUGCAAGGAAAGGAAAAUAUUCAGCAACCCAGAGCAGUACCAUCGCCAAAAGCAACCACAAGCAGUUUUAAGCAAUUAAGAAUAUCUAAAACAUCCAGCGUUUUGACAGAUUUAAAACCUCAAAAAAAUGGUGAACCACAACAAUCAGUGUCAGUGGAAUCUGGGAAGUCUCUAACAAAAACAUAUAUUGCAAAUCCUUCCCAACCGAAUGGAAAAGAAAAGAAAAAAGAUCCUUUGGAGUUAAUGCCUCCACCAAAAGUACCUGUGUCCUCCAAACCAGCAGAAUCCCAACAGUGUCAUCAAGAAAAUGAAAACAAAACUGAAACGACAAAAAGCAAUGGGAAUACAACAGAAUCAAACAAAAAAAAGGAAAAUGAGAAGAAAUGGCUGCUCACUGAUUUUGAUAUCGGGCGACCUCUUGGCAAAGGCAAGUUUGGCAACGUGUACUUAGCUCGAGAAAAGAAAUCCAAGUACGUUGUUGCCAUGAAGGUAUUAUUCAAGACUCAGAUUCAACAAGCGGAUGUGGAGCAUCAAGUGCGUAGAGAAAUUGAAAUUCAAACACAUUUAAGGCAUCCAAAUAUACUUCGGAUGUACGGAUAUUUCCAUGACGAGAGAAGAAUAUAUAUGAUCUUGGAGUAUGCUCCUGGUGGAGAACUGUACAAACAUUUAAGUGCUCAGCCGGAUAAACGAUUCAGUGAAGAACAAACGGCGAACUACAUUUACCAAUUGGCUGAUGCUCUUAAAUAUUGUCACAGCAAAGGUGUAAUACACCGUGACAUAAAACCAGAAAAUUUGUUACUCGGUACCCAGGGUGAACUCAAAAUAGCUGACUUUGGGUGGUCCGUUCAUGCUCCAUCGUCAAGACGUCAUACGAUGUGUGGCACACUGGAUUAUCUUUCGCCUGAAAUGGUCGCUGGAAAAACUCACAGUCACACCGUAGAUUUGUGGGGUGUUGGUGUUUUGUGCUACGAGUGCCUCGUCGGAACUCCACCUUUUAUUGCUCAAACCUACGAAGAAACGUACUUAAAAAUUAAAAAAGCUCAGUACAAGUUCCCAAGUCACGUGAGCGAGGGCGCCAGAGAUUUCAUUUCCAAGCUGUUGGUGAUCGAACCCGCACACAGGAUGCCCUUGGAUGGAAUUUUAACACACCCAUGGAUAACCAAAACAAAAACUGCUCAACCGAUCAAACAAAGCAGUAAAAAAUAAUUAAACUACCAUCGGAGGAUCAUUGAAAAAUAAAUAACAAGGGUGUCUUAAAAAAUUAGCGGCGUACUAGAUUAGUUAAAUAAAAUAGUGUGUUCUUACGUUUUCAAAAAGUGUUCAUUGAAAAUAAGGUGAAAUGUAAAAUUAUUCGUAAUCAUAAUUUUUUUAAUUUCAUAUUUUAUUGUAAGAAUAUUUUAUACUUUUUUAUAAGAGUAGAAUGUGAGGUUCAUGAAAUAAAACAUAAAGAAACUUCCCUUUAAA